Messenger RNA from Penicillium macrosclerotiorum, 939 nucleotides. RefSeq names its product NmrA-like family protein. The coding region runs from base 1 to 939 and encodes 312 amino acids. Lineage: Eukaryota; Fungi; Ascomycota; Eurotiomycetes; Eurotiales; Aspergillaceae. The record is from RefSeq and is a predicted model, not a curated record. The transcript is spliced from 3 exons.
AUGACUAUCACUGUUGGUGUCGCGGGUAUUACGGGUAAAUUUGCGCGACUGGUUGUAAAGAACCUCUGCAACUCUCCUGAUGUCCAGAUUCGGGGCCUCUGCCGCAACUCAUCAAAGCUUCCGGAGCAUUUUCGGAGAACCCCCCGGGUGAGCAUCAUUGAAGGCGAUUCCACCGAUCUGGACACACUGCGCCGCUUCGCUCACGGCUGCGACGUUGUGAUCUGCUGCUAUCUUGGUGACAAUGAUUUUAUGACCAAUGGUCAAAAUUUACUUGUUGACGCCUGUGAUUUGGAGAAUGUUAGCCGCUAUAUCGCUAGCGACUAUUGCUUGGACUUCACGAAGCUGGAGCUCGGCCAGCAUCCGGCUAAAGAUCCUAUGAAGCACGUCAAGGCACAUCUAGAAACAAAGUCCAAUGUAAAAGGUGUGCAUGUGCUUAUCGGAGCCUUCAUGGAAACCUUCUGGAGUGGCUACUUCGGUGUUUGGGACCCAGGGGCCUGCAAACUCAAUUACUAUGGCAAUGGUGACGAAUUGUGGGAGUCUACCACAUAUGAAACUGCUGCUCAAUAUGUUUCAGCUGUAGCAAAGGACCAAAAUGCAGUCGGUAUGCAGCACUUCCUUGGCGAUCGCCGAACAAUCCAGGAAAUUGCUCAGGACUUCGCGGAUGUCUAUGGAAAGAAGCCUCGGCUUGAACGCCUUGGCUCAUUGGAGGACCUCUACAACAAGAUGCAGACAACUUUUCAAAAGGACCCGUCCAACUUCUUCGCGUAUAUCGCCAUGUUCUACCAGUACUACUGCACCAAUGGCCAAACGUAUUUAAAAAAGAACCUGGAUAAUUCCAGAUAUCCAGAAGUCAACCCCGUUACCUUCAAGAGGUUCCUCCAAGCUCACAAAAUGGAAGAUCUUACCGAUGCGUAUCAGAAUGCGGGCUCCAAUAUCUAG